Molecule: messenger RNA, 2028 nt
Organism: Bursaphelenchus xylophilus (pine wood nematode)
Lineage: Eukaryota; Metazoa; Nematoda; Chromadorea; Rhabditida; Aphelenchoididae
Source: the annotation of a GenBank genome assembly
AUGCCUAUUCAAGGGAGAGAAGUCCUGCAGGACGUUGAAAAGUUCUUCGAGAGCAGUGAAGUUGACACGUAUUUUAUGUGCGGAUUGUAUAUACUGUUGGGUAAGCCGUGUUUCAGUCUGACAGAAGCAGUGCAUGUCAAAUAGAAAAAGCAUUAGCUUUAGGCCCAGUCUCUUUUGACAAAGCUGAAAACUUCCCGACUGACUGAUACAAUGACGGGCCUGAUUUAGUGGCAAAAAACGUACCAUUUUGCAUCCGGUUAGUAUCAAAAAAAAAGUGGCCAAAUGGCUCCCUCUUCAACAAAAAAACUCCAUUUUGAAGGGCGCCCUUUCCCUCACAAAAAGAGCGGGUGCGCUUUUGAAAUCGGAGUCUUUUCGCUUGGAGAUGGAGGUAUUUUGCCACAUUUUUGAUAUUUCCCAGAUGCAAAAUGGUACGUUUUUUGCCACUGGUCAGGUCCGUCACAUAGUAUUUGUCACAUAUCGAGCACAUCUCUUGCCAAAACUGUCUUCUAUUCCAGGAGUUAUCGCAAUUUUCGCCAAUCUUCUCAACGUUUUGUUCUACCUCUAUCAGCCGGAUAUACGAAAAAGCCACGCUUAUAUAAUCGCGGUCGACUUUGGCGAAAUGAUCAAUGGACUUUCUUACAUUCUCACUGGUAUUGGUCGAGGCGCCGCCUUGAUCCAAGGACGAUAUUUGCAGCCAAUCUCCGUCAACGAUUGCUUUUUUACCACCUAUUGGCCGGCUUUUUUAAUAAUUGGCCCCGAAACCACAGCACUUCUGACAAUUUUGGUGUCUUUUGAGCGGAUUGUUGCUGUCAAUUUACCUCAUAAAUACGACACUUUAUUUCACGAAGAACGAAAAUACCUAUGGUUUAUAGUGGUGGCUAUGGUACAAAUGGUAAGCAAUUUUCUUGAGUAACCUUUUUAUUCAAAAAUUGCCAAAAUAAGGAUUUCCUUCGUUUUUAGGGUUUUCUAACCAUGGCCGCAUUUUCUGCAUACCGCGACCAAACACUAUUUUCUGAUCGGCAUUGCGCAAUUAUCAGCUCAACAUCGGACUUUUUCUCAACGUUUCACUUUGCUUUUUUGGUUCUCUCCUAUGUCGUCAGUUUUGUUUCACUUUUCAUCGUUUAUAACUUUCAAAACGUAAGUCCCUUCAAACCGAUAAAAAGGAGAUCCAAGUGAGUCCAGAUUUGGUAUCAAAAAGUGUAGCCGACAUGUAAAAAGCAUUGUUUGUAUUUUCAAAGGACAGGUUAUUAUUUUUUGGUUAUGGUUCUCUUCUCAAAAUAAAAUGCCCUUUCUGUCUCCACGAUCCUUUCAGAUACAGUGACGGGCAUGAUCCAGUGGCAGAAAACGUACCAUUUUGCAUCCGGGAAGCAUCAAAAAAUGUAGCAAAAUACCUCCCUCUCCAAGUGAAAAACCUCCGAUUUUUUGGUGAGGGAAAGGGCGCGCCUUCAAAACGGAGAUUUCUUCGUUGAAGAGGGAGGCAUUGUGCUACAUUUUUCGAUACUUCCCGGAUGCAUAAUGGUACGUUUUUUGCUACUCGAUCAGGUCCGUCACUCCACCCAAUCUGGCCUAACUUUCGCCUCCUUUUUUGACAACGCCUAUUGGCUUUAAAGAUUUGCAUGAUCAUCCCUUUCCAGAACAAAGUCGUCUCAAUAGUAGACACCCGUACAAGUCGCGCCCCCAAAAUCUACGUCUUUCUCCUGAUGACUGGAGUCGACGUGAUUGUUGUCUCAUUCCCUAGUAUUCUCAUGCUGGGGACAAAUUAUAAGUACUGGUAUCCGAACGACGUUGUCGUUGGACUAGCUACUUCAACUUUUGGGUAAGCCAUUCUAGCUAUGCCUUCUUAUCUUCGAACUAUACUCUUGAUAUUUACAUUUUCUAUUUUUUUCCAUUUUCAGUCUCCUCUCGAUAAUCCACAUAAUUUUCAAUAUGAUAUACGACGCAAAGUUCCGCCAACGAUUCGUCAGCUGCUACCACAAAGUCCGCCACAAUUCGACGACGUCGAAACCAACCACUUCUUCAAUCACCUGA